Molecule: messenger RNA, 3731 nt
Organism: Scophthalmus maximus (turbot)
Lineage: Eukaryota; Metazoa; Chordata; Actinopteri; Pleuronectiformes; Scophthalmidae
Gene: gaa
Product: alpha glucosidase
Exons: 19
Coding region: 540-3323 (927 amino acids)
Biological process (GO): glycogen catabolic process; lysosome organization
Cellular component (GO): lysosomal membrane
Molecular function (GO): alpha-1,4-glucosidase activity; carbohydrate binding
Source: RefSeq, a predicted model, not a curated record
AAAUAUGUGAUAUAUAUUUUAGUCAGAAAUUAGAAAAUGAUUAUUCAUAUCAUUCGAUCUUGAUCUUGUUUGGUGGUUUAUUUCCCCCGCACCUGUGGGUUUGAGUGUUUUUGUCCCACGUUGCUUGCCGUAGAUUAUCGUUGACCUGUGUUUUGCUUUUGCAGACAUGUGAUGUCGCUGUACAGUAAUUUAUCUAAAGUAUUAUUUGCUCUGCAGCCUUUUAACACAACGGGUUGGUUGUCUACCACUGCCCGCAGAUAGUUUAUUUGGAGGGAACUGCUAAAUAUAUACUCCGCUCUGCAGCUGUGUCAUUGCUAACUCGGAGCUAACAGCUAGCUAAGGUAAAUCACUCUUCGAUCGAGCCAACGAAACUCAGUUCCGCAUUCACAAAAAUGACCACUGCAAGUGCGGACCAUUUUCCUUAGCUUUGUGUUUAACGGUGGCUUCUGUUACAGCCACAGCGUGACUCCUCUGUUGAAUGUCUUCACCGUACAAGGCGCAAGGUGCGUGCUGCAGAGCUCAACUCGAGUGCCCCCACGAUGAGUCGGUCUACAUUCAUAGUAGCUGUUGUCCUCGCAUGUUCUUUGUCGAUAUGUUUCCACAUCGACCACUUGUCAGUCCAUGAAACGAUCGAACCGAUCGGGCCGGUCCAUGCUAAGCAGAAUGAGAUCAUAGCACAUGACAGGCUAGUCAAUAAUCAUCCAGCCAAACCCCAGAAGGAGUCCGUGGUGUCGGAGAGAAGCCUCCCUGACAACUCCCAAGACACUAAUAAACACAGAGAUGAUAAAUGCACCAUGGCCCCAGAAGGUCGGUUCGACUGUGCGAGGGACAGGGCUCUCAGCCAGAGACAGUGUGAGGAAAGGGGAUGCUGCUACGCCCCCCUGCCUUCCUCUGCAUCAGGACCACCUUGGUGCUUCUACCCCAGUUUGUACCCUGGCUACAAAAUGGGUCCCCUCACUCCCACCAGGAGAGGCCAGGUUGCCACCCUGACCCGUGCCAAGCCCUCCUAUCUCCCCAGAGACGUCUCCACUCUCAGCCUGGAUCUCUCGGAGGAGGCUGCGGGCUGUUUGCGCCUCACCUUGAAGGACCCGUCAUCUCAGCGAUAUGAAGUCAAGCUCCCGGCUGGUGUUCCUCCGAGCGAAGAUGACGCCCAUGAUGCCCUCUACACCGCUGAGUACCAGUCUGACCCUUUUGGGUUCAUAGUGCGACGUAGAUCCAAUGGAAAAGUGAUUAUGAACACCACUGUGGCUCCUCUGCUGUUUGCUGACCAGUACCUGCAGCUGUCAACCACACUGGCCUCUUCCCUGGUCUCAGGCCUUGGGGAGCAUUACACCGACCUCCUCCUGGACCUUAACUGGACCACUCUGACUCUCUGGAACAGAGACAUGGCCCCUCAUGCUGAUGCUAACCUGUACGGCUCCCACCCAUUCUACAUAGUACAGGAGGAGGAUGGCCUGGCACAUGGUGUUUUCCUUCUCAACAGUAAUGCAAUUGAGGUGAUGUUGCAGCCGACCCCCGCUCUCACCUGGGUGUCCACGGGAGGAAUCCUGGACCUGUAUAUUUUCCUGGGUCCUGACCCUCAAAGUGUUAUACGACAGUAUCUCCAGGUCAUUGGCUAUCCCAUGAUGCCCCCCUAUUGGUCACUGGGCUUUCACCUGUGUCGCUGGGGUUACACGACCACUAAUAUAACCCGCAAGGUUGCACAACUCAUGCACAAUGCCAACUUUCCAUUGGAUGUGCAGUGGAAUGAUCUGGAUUAUGCAGAUGAGCGCAGGAUUUUCACUUUUGACCCCUGGCGAUUUGGGGACCUCCCAGAGAUGGUGGAAGAGUUCCACAAGAGAGGCAUGAAGUACAUCCUCAUUCUGGACCCAGGGAUCAGCAGCACCAGUCCCCCUGGGACUUACCCUCCCUUUGAUGAUGGACUGAAACGAGACGUCUUCAUUAAAAAUGUUACAGGCCACACCCUGAUCGGGAAGGUCUGGCCUGGCCCAACAGCCUUCCCUGACUUCACCAACGCAGAGACCCGACAGUGGUGGGAGGACUGCAUCAGAGAUUUUCAUUCUAAAGUGCCUGUGGAUGGACUGUGGAUUGGCUCAGUGGAGGGCUGUCCUGACAGUGAUCUUGAGAACCCGCCCUACACACCCAGAGUGGUCGGGGGCCAGUUGAACUCUGGGACACUGUGCAUGUCAGCUCAGCAGAGGCUGUCUACUCACUACAACCUGCACAAUAUGUACGGACUGACAGAAGCGUACGCCACCAACAGAGCUCUCAUGAAGGUGCGAGGGAAGAGGCCCUUUGUCCUGUCUCGCUCUUCUUAUCCUGGCAUUGGACGCUUCUCCGGAGUGUGGACAGGUGAUGUCAGGAGUGACUGGGAGCAGCUCCGAUACUCCAUACCUGCGAUGCUGCAUUUCAGCCUGUUCGGGGUGCCUCUGGUGGGGGCAGACAUCUGUGGCUUUGAAGGCGACACCACUGAGGAGCUGUGUGUACGAUGGAUGCAGCUUGGGGCCUUCUACCCGUUUAUGAGGAACCACAAUGACAAGCCCAAUGCUCCUCAGGAGCCCUAUGUAUUUGGGAAGACGGCCCAGGCUGCCAUGCGGAGUGCAUUGAACCUUCGAUACUCUCUUCUCCCUUUCCUCUAUACACUCUUUUAUCAUGCCCACACCUCUGCUGACACGGUGGCCAGACCUCUCUUCAUGGAGUUUCCCACUGACCCUAACUGUCAGACCAUAGACCGGCAGUUCUUGUGGGGGAGUUCACUUCUCAUUAGCCCAGUUUUAGAGCAAGGGUCAGGAGGACUGGCUGCCUACCUGCCCCUCGGCACUUGGUACAACUUGCACAAUGGUGAACCUUUCUACAGUAACGGUCAGUACAUGCAGCUGCCAGCCCCUCUGGACAUGAUCAACGUACAUUUGAGGGAGGGACACAUUAUCCCGCAGCAGGAUCCUGCUCUGACGACCACAGCCUCACGCAGAAACCCUUUCUUCCUGACGGUGGCGCUGUCAGCAGAUGGCUGGGCCUGGGGCGACUUGUUCUGGGACGACGGCGACAGUCUUGACACCUACAAAAUGGGAAAUUAUUGUUACGUCACCUUCAUUGCUGGACAGUGUCAGAUUGUGAGUGAUCCUCUGAGGCUGAACGCGGCCCUGGACGGUCUGGUGCUGCGAGGGCUGCAGGUGUUUGGGGUGCCCUCACCUCCCAGCUAUGUAUUGGCCAAUGGAGAGAAAGUCAAUGAUUUCAUGUUCUACAGUGACACCAAGCUUUUGACAGUGACCAACCUGGCCUUGCCCAUGUCGAAGGUGUUUACAGUCCAGUGGGCUCUCUGAUGCACACAACACUGUUGCUCAUAGGCCUUCGGGAGACUUAGCAUUGUGCCUAGCCGCUGAAAACAAUAGCUGCAUUUCUAUGCACUGACACCAGCUCCUUUCCUUGAUCUCUCCCAACCCCCCCAGAGCUCAGUAUGCACCUUACAUUUGCUCUUUGUCAUUUGCCAGAUUGUGGGCCUUUGUCAGCAGGUCUGUUAACAUCGAACCCUGGGAGCCAUCAUCUUGAUGUGAAGCCAUUUUUACUGCCAACUGCUACACUGAAUCAGCUUGGUUUAAUGCCUUGCGAAUGUAUAUAGUUUUUACAUUUUUUUUAAAUCCUUCGUAUUUAAAAAAAAUCAUGUUUAUGUCUUAGUUCCAUUGCCGAAAUAAACUGGUGGAAAAAAAUAAAUAAUAAUUUGUCUGCAUUUA